AUGGAAGAUUUUAACGAGUGCAUUGACAAGUGUGGUCUCUUGGAACUACCAGUUCUAGGUAGAAAAUUGUCUUGGUGCAAUGGACAUGAGGGUUUGACUAGAAGUUGGGCGUGGCUGGACAGAACACUGGUAAAUGAGGAGGUGUUACGUGACUUCCUGGAAGCAAGUAUAAAGUACAUGUCAGGAACAUCUUUUGAUCACCGCCCUAUGACUAUUAAAUUACAAAAGAAGUAUGCUUUAAAAAUUAGCGGCUUAACUGAGGUUACUAAAAAAGCUUUGAAAGUGUGGAAUAAAGAAAUUUUUGGGAGGGUCUAUAAUGUUAUUUUGGAAUUAGAAGAACGUGUGGAGGCUCUCGAUAGCAGGUUACAAGAUGCAUUUUCUAAAGAGGCAGAACAAGAAUACUUGAGUUCUAAAAUUGAAUUGGAGGAAUGGCAAAGAAGAGAGGAAAUUAGAUUAUCCCAACUGCAAAUACAUGCAGAAGCUGUGAAAUAUCUUCAGAUUGUUCUUACGAGCGAGGAAAGCAAAAUUGUGCCAGAUUUAUCUCAUAUCAUUGAGUCUACAUUUUUUGAAGAGGAAGGACAGAUGCUAUGUGCUUUGCCGGUUGAAGAGGAGGUUCGAACUACAACUCAUUCGAUACCUAUGGAUAGCGCACCUGGGCCUGAUGGAUAUGGAUUAGCUUUCUUUAUCAAGUGCUGGGAUAUUAUUAAAGGGGAUCUAGUGGAGGCAACCAAGGAGCUUUUUGAAAGAAGGGUGCUUCCUCGAUUUUAUACAUCAUCCUAUAUAGUGUUGAUCCCAAAGGUGGAGAAUCCUAGCAGUUUUGAUAAGUUUCGACCAAUCAGUCUUUGCUCUGUUGUGUACAAAAUAUUUUCGAAGAUUUUGGUGCAAAGAAUGAGUGUUAUACUUUCUAAGAUUAUUUCUCAAGAGAAAGGAGCCUUCAUCCCAAGUCGAAGUAUUUUCGAGAACAUUACACUCACUUAA
This is a messenger RNA of Olea europaea var. sylvestris, 978 nucleotides long. RefSeq lists its product as uncharacterized. The transcript is spliced from 3 exons. The record is from RefSeq and is a predicted model, not a curated record. Bases 1 to 978 code for a protein of 325 amino acids. Lineage: Eukaryota; Viridiplantae; Streptophyta; Magnoliopsida; Lamiales; Oleaceae.